UAUUGUAACGGUCUUAUCAAUAUGCUGUUAUUUCUAUUGUACGGAUUAACUUGCGUCCGUCUGUCUUUUGCUGUGACCUGUUAUAAAUGUGAUUCUGUUGACCAACCUGCACAUUGCUAUCAAACAGCAAACUGUCAGGCAGGUGAGAUAUGUAUGGUUUCACAGAAUCCUAAGUUAAAUGGAGACCUCUUCUUCAACCUAGGUUGUUUUUCAAAGACGACUUGUCAGUACUUCAAUAUUGCCCACGGUGUUGGACGUCGUAUUUUAGUGAGUUCACCUUCCUCAAUAACAAAGUGCUGCGAUACAGAUAAUUGUAACAAGGAUCUGUUAUGUCCUGGCGGGAUUUGUGGCGGUAUUCUUAGUACAACUAACACAGCUUGUCUAGAUGAUGAUAUCCCAAUAUGUAAAGAUCCAAACACUGUACGUCUUGUGUGCAAAGAACAUGAUUUGAGACAAAACUGCAAAAAAUCAUGUGGAUUAUGCCCUCCUCUUACUACUCAACAGCCUAUGGUGUGCGAAGAUCACGUGAUUGAUUGUAAUGACCAAUCAUUUCUGUCGGCUGUUUGUGGAAGACCGGAAGCUCAGUAUUUUUGUAAAAAAUCCUGCCUAAAGUGUUGAUUAAAGUUGAUUGGUAAAUGGAGUGGUUUAUUGAUCAGGAUAAAUAUUUUUUACUAAAUUAAACCUUUUUUUUAUAACGCUCACAUAAAUCAAGUUAGC
Mytilus trossulus (common blue mussel) is the source of this 717-nucleotide messenger RNA. RefSeq lists its product as uncharacterized. NCBI's taxonomy places the organism in Eukaryota, Metazoa, Mollusca, Bivalvia, Mytilida, Mytilidae. The record is from RefSeq and is a predicted model, not a curated record. The coding region runs from base 22 to 618 and encodes 198 amino acids. The transcript is spliced from 8 exons.